Molecule: messenger RNA, 3322 nt
Organism: Anoplophora glabripennis (Asian longhorned beetle)
Lineage: Eukaryota; Metazoa; Arthropoda; Insecta; Coleoptera; Cerambycidae
Product: ABC transporter G family member 1
Exons: 16
Coding region: 362-3205 (947 amino acids)
Cellular component (GO): plasma membrane
Molecular function (GO): ATP binding; ABC-type transporter activity; ATP hydrolysis activity
Source: RefSeq, a predicted model, not a curated record
UAUGUCAGAUGCCGAGUUUGUUACAGUACAUCGGCAUUUUGGCCAGAAGUGUGGUGUGUAGUACCGCCUGCGGUUACGGUGUUCUUUCCCUCAAAAAAAAAUACCUUUUGUUCUGGUCUGACUGACUGCGUGCAGGAACUUUGUGUGUGAACCUGGACUUGUGAUUAACUUUUCGAUGUACUUACCAGUUUUGAACGAUGUUACUGACAGUGUUAGCGAAGCCUAAAGGGAGGGAUUUUAAUGUUUGAGUUAUGAGAGCAUCCUGGCUUCGCAGCGAGCGGCUGAUACAAUAAAUCCCAUGCUCAGACUAUGAGCCAGCAACGAGAGAUUUUACAAUAUAAGUGAUAGUUAGCAAGAAGCCAUGGUGCGCAGUCGUACACCCUCACAAGGGGGUGGCUCGCAGGGGUUCGAGAUGGAAAGGAAAUAUUCGGUACCCUCCAAUCCAGAGUCUCGAGCUUUUUCUGGCGGUACCGCUAGUGAGGAUUUGCACGCCUGGUCCAUAUACAGGCAAAAUCUCAAUUCGGAUUUCACGGACAGCGCCCUAGGAUCGACGGAUAAGAGCCCGCUUCCUUAUGGCAACUUCCAGUUGCGCGACACGACGGUGCAGUCAAUCUUAUCGCACCCGCGAUAUGGGCCCAAGAACGCCUCCACGAGGCCCCACACCAGGUCGGCUCUCGGAUCGAACAUGUACACUUAUUUGAAAUUCGGCCUUCCCAGGGUGUUCCCUCCGAAUCACAACGGGUCCAAUCGCUCCGGCACGCCGCAGCAUUUCACGAGGAACGCCUCCACGAGGCCCCACACCAGGAGCCUGAAACCAGGAAGCCGCGGCCCAAGGGACGGAAGCUCCGGAUACGACAGUUCCGACAACGAGACGUCGAAUCAGUACAAGAACAACCGGAAGUACCGCUCCGAUCCAGAUUUUAGAAUGCAGAAUAUCCACCAGGCCUAUCAAGGGGGAAGCCCAGGCCUGCCUCUGGCCGCGAUGCAGCAAGGAGGCAUUCGACCGUCAAACCAAUGGAACAGAAAUAAAAGCAUAUCGGAAGCCAAUUUGCUGGCAACAGAGUACAAUAGAUCGUACCAUCAUAUGGAUCCACAUCCUCAUCACCAUUUAAGAGACCCCAGACGCAACAGCGUGGCUGAGUUCGGUCACCACCACGAUGUCGUGGACCACAGCGUCUUAAGUCACAUAAGCCGACCAAUGUCCAAAGCGGAAAGUCAUCUCUCAAUACCGCAAUCGAGAAGGGGGCCCUCGUCCGUUGUCCGCACCGAUUACCUGAGCCAAGACGAUGAACCGAGUCCUGCCUUUAUGUAUCCCCAUUUACAGAUAUGUGGAGUUGGUGUUUGGCCGAGAUCCCUGUCGUGCCUCUCAUCGAACCAGCACCUCCUGCUCAACGAGAUAUCCUUCGAAAUCCGCGGUGGCGAGAUCAUGGCGAUUAUGGCGACGUCCGAAGAGGAGGGAACCGCGCUGUUAGACGUAGUGGCCGGCGUGAAGGCGCCAGUGAUCGGGAAUGUUAUUUUGAACGGGCAAAACGUUAGGCCGCAGAAUUUAAAAUCGAGGGUGGCUUACGUGCAAAGUGACCCCCAUUUGUGUAAGGACAUGACGGUGAUACAGACUUUAAGGUUCCACUACGAUCUCAAAAAUCCCACGGACAAAUUGGGGUACUUGAAAAUCGAUGCCAUGGAUAGGAUAAAUGUUCUCAUCGAAGACCUGGGUUUGGAACAAGUGCGGAACACCAGGGUCUCAUCUAUGACGAUUUCCGAAAGAAGAAGACUGAACGUAGCAUGUCACCUGCUCUUAGAUACGGACAUAGUAGUACUAGACCAACCGACUCGGGGCAUGGACAUCUUCGACACAUUUUUCCUCGUAGAAUACUUGAAACAGUGGGCCAACGGAGGUGCGGGGAACGCCCUGGGCAGGAUAGUUAUAUUAACGAUGCACCCGCCUACUUACGAAAUCUUCACGAUGCUUUCCAGGAUACUAUUGAUAUCCGCUGGAAGGACGAUGUUCAGCGGGAGGAGGAGGGAUAUGUUGCCAUACUUCGCUUUAGUCGAUUAUCCUUGCCCGUCGUAUAAGAACCCGUCCGAUUAUUACCUGGAUCUGGUUACUUUGGACGAUCUUUCCGCCGAGGCAAUGUUGGAGUCCUCGCAGAGAAUCGAACAGCUGGCGGAGAUCUUCAGGAAAAAGCAGGAACCGAUGAGCGAUCCCGGUCCCCCGUCGACCUUACCCAUGACGGUCAAGAACUCGAAUUGUUUCGUGCAGGGCUUCGUUUUGUUCACGAAAGCCAUGUUUUACACCCAACCAAACACGUUUUUAAACUGGCUGACGUUAAUAAUAGUGUCCGCCAGUUUAUCUUUAAUUAUCGGUGCAAUAUUUUGGGACGUUCCCAAUUCGGACUCGCAACUGACUUUGAAUGAUAGACAGGGAUAUCAUUAUAGUGUGAUGUGCGUCAUGUCAUGGCCGUUACUGCUGUUUCUGACCAUAUCCGAGAUCAGGAGGAACAGGAGGACUGUGGAGAGGGACAUUAAAGACGGACUGUAUGGGAGACUGACGUACAUAUUAACGAAGUCUUUGAUAAAUCUCCUUCCCUCGCUUUUCGUAUGGUUAAUCUACAUCGUGCCAAGUUACUCAAUGUCCGGACUUUACAUGCAAAGUUUGUACAAUUACGACGGAUUCUACAUUUAUAUAGGUGUAAUGUUAAUCUAUUUAAGUUGUAUACAAAUAUUUAUCAUAGCAUGCGUAUACCUUCUGCCCUUAACUAAUUUGGCAGCUGCAGUGUCCUCGACGAUCAUAUGGGCAUUUUUCCUAGCAGCCGGGUACGUUCUUCACUUGAAGGACCUGCCUUACUAUUACAAAUGGUUACAGUAUGUCAGUCCGACUUCCUGGUUGAUACCUUUUCUACUAAACCGAGAACUAUCGCCGGAAGCGGUGCAGAGAAGUUCGGCGACGACGUUAUGUCGCAAUAAACAGAUUCAGCACCAAGAUAUCAUCGUGCCUUGUCCACACCCGAACGGAACCAACGUACUGAUCAACUACGGUUAUUCCACGUCGGAGGGGUACGUAUUCGACUACGGCAGUACCCCUUUGGCCAUGGUCGCGUUCUACUUUAUCUUUUUCAUAGUGACAUGCCUUGCGUUUGUUGUAAAUUGUUGCAGAAGUAAAAAAAAGUCAAAACGUAAGGGCAGGAACGAUGCCAAUAAACCCUAGUUCUAGAUAAUAAAUUAUUUAUCGGUAAGUGAUUAAUUCGAUCCUGUUAAUGUUUUAAUUUUUAUUUGUAUUAGUGCCUUUUAUAUUGUAUGUUAUAUUAUUUAAUUAAAGCGAUCU